ACCACGUUUUAUGACAGUAACUGUACUGUGAUCGGAACCUGAUAGACCCAUAGCCUACUUUCAGGAGUGUUCAGAUUCCCCACCCGGGUACACCAAGAUGUCGUUUUAUCUUUGUAGUUUACCGAAUGUUAAACAAAGAUAGAACGAUGUUUUGGUGCUCCCGGGUGGGACGUCUAUUAAGCUGGCACAGCCAUUUCAGCACAAUCAAAUGACACUAAUAGACGUCCGGGUAGGAUAUCUGAACGCAGCCCUGUCUAUAACACUAGUCCUUCAUCCUGCUUCAUCCGACAUGGUACAAAACAGACGCAGAAUGUGGAAAGCGACGAUCGUGCUCUUUCUCGUUACCUGUAGCAUAGCGAUUUUUUUUCGGAGUAAUCCUAUAGACGUACCUGAAUUGCCAGAUACAUUUUGGGGACCGGAAAGAAACAAAGGAGCCUCAAAAGAAGUACGACCUUUUACUAUCGUUGCGCAGCAGUCGGUAAUUGACGACCUAAAUGAACGGCUAGCAAAAAGAAGAGAAUUACGAGAGCCAUUGGAAGAUACUGCAUGGACGUACGGCAUCAGUACGACGUACUUGAAGGAUGUUCUUGAAUAUUGGAGAACAAAGUAUAAUUGGACUGAGCGGGUGGCGUUGCUCAAUAAGUAUCCCCAAUACAUGACUAAUAUACAAGGUCUGGACAUACAUUUUUAUCACGUGAAACCUCAGAUCCCAGCGGAACAAAAAAACAUAAAAGUUUAUCCAUUACUGAUUAUGCACGGUUGGGCAGGAUCCGUGGUGGAAUUCCAGAAAAUUAUUCCCAUGUUAACGACACCGCGUGCUGACAAGGACUUUGUGUUUGAGGUAAUCGCACCUUCGCUUCCUGGAUUUGGAUUCUCGCAAGCUGCCGUACGACCAGGAUUGGCCACACCGCAGAUAGCUGUUAUAUUCAAAAACCUUAUGCUGCGUCUCGGUUUUAAUCAAUUUUACAUCCAGGGCGGAGACUGGGGCAGCGUGGUUGCUUCUCAUUUAGGUGCUUUUUUCCCAGACAACAUUCUUGGCAAUCAUAUGAACUUGUGUAUAGUUUUGAGCAAGCCCAAUUUCCUAUGGAGAUUAAUCGGUGCACUUAUCCCAUCGCUCGUUGUCAAAAGCGAAUAUGCCGACAGAAUAUAUCCUUUGGGACAUUAUAUGAGUUUCUUUCUUGAGGAAUCUGGAUACUUUCAUAUACAAGCUACUAAACCAGAUACUAUAGGUACUGCUGUGUCAGCCUCACCAGUCGCAUUAGCAGCUUACAUUUUGGAAAAGUUUAGUACAGUGACGAAUCCAGAGUACAGACUCCGUCAAGAUGGUGGUCUCCUCGAGAAAUUCACGUUAGAUGAGCUUUUGGAUAAUCUCAUGCUUUAUUGGGUUACCAACUCUCUAACUACGAGUGUACGGCUUUAUUCCGAACAAUUCACGAAGGCUUAUAUAGCGAGCAGAAUAGAUGAAUUGCCUGUUGAAGUGCCAGUAGCGUGUGCGGUAUUUCCUCACGAGAUAGUGUAUACACCGGAAAGUCUCCUUCGUGAAAAAUAUAUUAAUCUGGUUCAAAUGAAUCAUUUACCGCGCGGAGGUCAUUUCGCUGCAUUGGAAGAGCCGGCUCUCUUAGCGGAUGAUAUAUUUAAAUUUGUACACACGGUUGAAGAGACCAAGAAGAAAAAUAUGGCUACAAAUAUGCCAAACAAAGAGAAGAAAAUAAAGAAGCCUACGGAAAUUUGAAAGAACAUUUAAUUAUGCUAUUUUAAUUAAUUACACGAGAACAAUAAGGUGUGAAACAGUGUCUGUAUAGUGGAUGUCACAUGAAUACGAUACAUUUUUUCCAGUUUUGUAUAGUUUGAUAAUUCUUUAAAUAAAAUGAUUAUUUUUCUAAU
Molecule: messenger RNA, 1884 nt
Organism: Solenopsis invicta (red fire ant)
Lineage: Eukaryota; Metazoa; Arthropoda; Insecta; Hymenoptera; Formicidae
Product: juvenile hormone epoxide hydrolase 1
Exons: 8
Coding region: 209-1732 (507 amino acids)
Biological process (GO): epoxide metabolic process
Molecular function (GO): epoxide hydrolase activity
Source: RefSeq, a predicted model, not a curated record